AUGGACCAAGGGGCACAAGCUGAGCCAAGUGGUUUGACCAACUGGUACCGCUUCUACCUGGUCCGCACAGGUGAUUAUCAGCAUCAACUCAAAGCGCUUCAUGACAAGCAUGGGCCUGUUAUCCGCCUCGGGCCCAACGUUGUCGACUUGGAUUAUCCUGAGCUUAUCAAGACCAUGUACGGCACCGACAACAAGUACCUGAAAACUGACUUCUACCAUAACAACUCGACCAAGAUUGUGCUCACAGUUGAGCCUCUGGUCGACAAGGUAAUCGAUCAACUGCUAGAGCAUCUAGAAGAACGUUUCGUUAAGACCGCCAAGACAUGCGAUCUGGGUGAAUGGAUCGCGUUCUGCACCUGGGACAUGGUAGGCGCAGCAUCGUUCAGCGAGGACUUUGGCUACAUGGCUCAAGGCAAGGACCACGACGGGACCAUCUCCACAGAGGACAAGGCGUUCGAUUACUUUGCUGCCAUCGGCCAGGUGCCAAUCCUAGACUAUUGCUUGGACAAAAACCCAAUCAAGCGGAUUGGCCCGCCGAACCUGGGAAAUGCCACGAGGGUGGCAAUCGAGCACAUUGCGGCACGCACCCAAGGAAACGACCGCAACUUUGACCCCAAAACACCGGGUUAUUUGCAACGUUUUAUGGAAGUAAAAGAGACGUAUCCAGACAUUGUCGAUGAUGGAAUGGUCAUGAACUAUGUAUUCAUCAAUCUGCUUGCUGGUUCGGACACCACAGCAUUGACUAUCAGGGCGGUUAUGUACUACGUGUUGAAGCAUCCGGAUGUCUACCGCAAGCUGAAGAGCGAGCUCGGGAAACUUGAAUUGGGGCGCAUAGCGCAGUAUUCUGAAGCCAAGGCAUUGCCAUACCUCGACGCUUGCGUUCGUGAGGCCAUCCGCGUCCAUCCAGGGGUAUCGAUGAUGCUGGAACGGUACGCCCCCGCGGAAGGUCUUACACUGCCCGACGGUCGCUACAUUCCCCCCUUCACCAAGGUCGGCAUGAAUCCUUUCAUCAUCAACCGGAACCCGUGCAUCUGGGGCAAUGACCCCGAUACUUUCCGUCCGGAGCGCUGGCUGCAGCAGGAUGAUGAGUCGGGAUCGGCAUUCGCGGAGCGCACCAAGCUUUUCAAUGCGGCCGAUUUCUCAUUUGGUGCGGGUUCAAGGAUGUGUUUGGGUCGACAUUUGGCGCUGCUUCAGACGUAUAAGAUAGUCGCAGCCUUGGUGGGACGGUACGAUAUUAGGCUGACGAACCCGGAGCGAGAAUAG
Messenger RNA from Emericellopsis cladophorae, 1263 nucleotides. RefSeq lists its product as uncharacterized. The transcript has 4 exons. Gene Ontology annotation, molecular function: heme binding; iron ion binding; oxidoreductase activity, acting on paired donors, with incorporation or reduction of molecular oxygen. NCBI's taxonomy places the organism in Eukaryota, Fungi, Ascomycota, Sordariomycetes, Hypocreales, Bionectriaceae. Bases 1 to 1263 code for a protein of 420 amino acids. The record is from RefSeq and is a predicted model, not a curated record.